AUGCUACACUCUCCUCACAACCCUAGCGAUAAAGAGAGAUCACUUCCCCUCCCCUUCCUCCUACACACUCACACCACCGUCUCCAGCAACACGAACCCAGCUCCUUCCUCGGACACAGUGUUCGCGAAGGACGUCGCGAGAAUCCCACGCUCGUCCUGCUACACUCUACCCCACUCCGCUGUAGUACCAUACGCAAGAGCGGACAUGACAGACAGCUACACCACCCAUCACACACCGCAGAUCACGCUAUGCAGGGCAGCGGUGCAUGUGAAGCGCCCCACCAGCAGAACAAGCCCACAGGUCCAGAUCGCACCCUCUCAACACCGCUGCCCGCUUGACCUGGUAGUGUCCUCCCCGCCAUCUCACUAUUUCCUACAGCCAGAAUUCGACGACUAG
Messenger RNA from Knipowitschia caucasica, 396 nucleotides. The record is from the annotation of a GenBank genome assembly. Lineage: Eukaryota; Metazoa; Chordata; Actinopteri; Gobiiformes; Gobiidae.